Triticum turgidum subsp. durum (durum wheat) is the source of this 612-nucleotide messenger RNA. The record is from the annotation of a GenBank genome assembly. NCBI's taxonomy places the organism in Eukaryota, Viridiplantae, Streptophyta, Magnoliopsida, Poales, Poaceae.
AUGGGCUUCAUCCAGAGCACCUUCUCGCUGCUGGUCGGCGCCGCGGGCGGCAUCUACAUCGCCCAGAACUACGACGUUCCCAACAUCAAGAACUACAUGCAGGGCCUGAUGGGCAAGGCCAAGGAGCUGGACCAUGCCUACAAGAAGCCCGAGGACGGCAGCAAGAGCAAGGCUUACGUGUUCCCCUUCACGCCCCGCUACAUCAUCCCCGUCGCCGGCAUGAUGGUCGGCAACGCCAUGACCGUCACCGGCGUCACCAUGAAGAAGCUCCACGAGGACGUCAAGACGCAGCGGAGCCUCGUGGAGACUGCGCUGGCGCUGGGGGCGACGCCGCGGCAGGCGACGGUGCAGCAGGUGCGCCGGUCGCUGGUGAUCGCGCUGUCGCCGGUGAUCGACAACGCCAAGACGGUGGGGCUGAUCGCGCUGCCGGGGGCCAUGACGGGGCUCAUCAUGGGCGGCGCGUCGCCGCUGGAGGCCAUCCAGCUGCAGAUCGUGGUGAUGAACAUGCUCAUGGGCGCCUCCACCGUCAGCAGCAUCCUCUCCACCUACCUCUGCUGGCCGGCAUUCUUCACCAAGGCCUUCCAGAUCGACAACUCCGUCUUCGCCGACUAG